Messenger RNA from Aureobasidium namibiae CBS 147.97, 759 nucleotides. RefSeq lists its product as uncharacterized. The transcript has 2 exons. Bases 1 to 759 code for a protein of 252 amino acids. The record is from RefSeq and is a predicted model, not a curated record. NCBI's taxonomy places the organism in Eukaryota, Fungi, Ascomycota, Dothideomycetes, Dothideales, Saccotheciaceae.
AUGGCCGAUCGCUCCUCGUACCGGCAUUCGAAUGCCUCGGAUUCCGACUCGCAACACACUUUCCACAUCGCCCAAAAUGCCCCCUCAAUACUGCCCAAACCACCGGCUCCUGCCAUCCUCCGAAACUCGUCGGGAGAGCUGAACGAGAAGCAAGACCAUGGCUACGACCACGACCUCGAGAAGCAGGCCAACAGGUCGCCUCGCAGGACGCUGGACAUGGCUGAGCGAUACAACCCUUAUCCCAGUCGCUCCCCGUACGAUCAGUCCAGCUUGUCUUCGGAUGAGAGCGAUCAUCUAGUAGACCAACGUCUACAUCUCGAGUCCAAAGCUAUCAAGAUACUGCUGUACCUCUCCGGUCCUUGUGUCUUGGUUUCCUUCCUUCUCUGUGUUUGGUCACUGGUCAUUACCUUCUUCACUGUCUUGACAUAUCCUCUACGACUCCUCUCGGCCUCUCGUCAGCCCCUUUCUGACGAGCUCCGAUCUCUUCUCGCCCGCUCAAACCGUCUACAACUACGAGCAAUCUACUCCUUCAACAUCACUCAAGGAAAGAGCGUCUCUAGUCUGCUGCUCGUCCAUGCUUCGUCGCCCUUCGUCGCUAUGGCCGUGUCUCUGAGCGCCUGGGCUGUUGCCAUCUACUGGGUGUUUGCCGCCAUGAUCGGUGACCCUGACGGCACCGAAGGUGGCAACGACGGCAGAGCCACCGUGCUCGGUCUUCGAGCCUACUGGGAAAUGUGGCUUUGCAAGGCCAUGAUCCAAUAA